Messenger RNA from Cyphellophora attinorum, 1179 nucleotides. RefSeq names its product Guanine nucleotide-binding protein negative regulator 1. Gene Ontology annotation, molecular function: protein binding. Lineage: Eukaryota; Fungi; Ascomycota; Eurotiomycetes; Chaetothyriales; Cyphellophoraceae. The coding region runs from base 1 to 1179 and encodes 392 amino acids. The record is from RefSeq and is a predicted model, not a curated record. The transcript is spliced from 2 exons.
AUGGACAAGAGCUUUGAGGCGAAGUGUCUCGCACAAUUGCCAAUCACCGCGAGCAUACAAGAAAGUGAUUCAACGCGCGCCAGUCUGAACGAUGAAUAUCGCAGUCUGCAAUGGACAGCGGACGGAACCUGCUUGCUCGCAGCUGACUAUAAUAACAACAUCAAGACUAUCGUGGUGCCCGUCGACCUCCUCGAGAGUCGUGAUGACCCUCUUGUGCUAGAGAUCUACUCAAGUCUAUCCUCUCCUGAGCCAGUGAGAGCCCUUGCAGGCGCACCGUUCUUCGAUUUGCAGUCGCCAAGCACCGCUCUGAUCUUGUCCUCCGUCCGAGACCAUCCUCUUCACCUGAGCUCUGCACUGAACGGCGAGAGGAUCGCAGUCUAUCCACUGAUCAAUCCUAUGACAGAAGAGUAUAUUUGUCCAAAUUCACUUACCUUCAGUCUUGACGGGACCCACAUCAUCGCAGGAUCAGAGUCACGGCUCUCAACCUUUGACAUCUCUCGACCCGGAUCCGGCCCGUUGCAUUACACUCAGACCGGGCCUAAAAACAUCAAAGAUGAUCGCUGGAAUCCGAGCACGAGACUACGUGGCAUCAUAUCUGCUCUGGACAUUGAAUCAGCAUCGAAUGUUCUGGCAGCGGGCACCUUCAGCCGGAGCGUCGGUCUGUACGAAGCAGGAGGCUCUGGAACUUGCGUUGGGGCUUUCUCGGUCGACGGUAACGCAGCUGAUGCAGAGAUUGGAGGCAGCGGCAUAACCCAGGUCAAAUGGAGCAAAUGUGGUCGGUAUCUCCACAUUGCAGAGCGCAACAGCGACGGAAUUUUGAUCUACGAUAUUCGAAGCACGGGGCAGCUCCUUUCUUGGUGUACGGGGCGGUCUGCUGUGACCAACCAAAGGCUAUCCUUCGACUUGGGCUCAACGGUCGAUGAGGGGUAUCAUAUUUCGGCCGGUGGCGUGGACGGGUUGGUCCGGACCUGGAAGGACGCUCACAAGCAAGAAGGGGCAAUAGCUCCCAUUGAGAGCAUGCGAAGUCAUACAGGCAAGUCAGAUGCUGUCUCUGGGACUGCUGCGCACCACGCCGGAGGCGUUCUUGCCACAGCUUCUGGGCGCGACUACUUCAAGCAGCAUGAAUCGGACACAGCUGCUCGAGAUGCGCGCAUCAAAAUAUGGCUCGUCGACCACUGA